Molecule: messenger RNA, 1161 nt
Organism: Dalotia coriaria
Lineage: Eukaryota; Metazoa; Arthropoda; Insecta; Coleoptera; Staphylinidae
Exons: 1
Coding region: 148-1092 (314 amino acids)
Source: RefSeq, a predicted model, not a curated record
UUAAGAUUUGACGGGUGCAACCUCAGCACACCGUGAUUUAAAAAUUCAUUCGUCAAAAUACAUCACUGUCAUUUUUACACAAUUUAUCUCCCUGUCGAUUGCAGCAAACUUUACAAAAAAAAUACAAUUUUGCAGAAAUUGCAAAAAAUGUUAUCACCUAACGUAUCUCAAGCCAUUCCCAUGAAAGAAAUGACUGCUUCAAUUGAAAGCCCCGAUCUUGAUGAUGUGACCACCUACCAAGAAGGUAUUCCUACUGAGGGGAUGCUCACACCCAGUGCUGAAAAACACAUGGCUAAUGACAUCCUCAACGACAUCUUGGAAACAGCCAUGGACAUCGCUGAAGCUGGCGAUAAGAAAAACAAGAUGAAUAUUAUAGAUGAGGAUGAACCCAUUAAUCCCAUAAAGCUGGAAUCUAUCAUUGAUGGUCUGAGCAAAAUUAACGUUGAGCAAGUUAAGACCCCGUCUGCGAUGGACCAACAGAUGAAGCGUAUCCUCACCGAAAUGAUGAGCAUCGACAAUAGUAAGAAUCUUGGAGUGGGGGACAGCCCACCAAUUGACAAGGAGUACCCACCAUCAUUCCUCCAUAGACCUUCGAAAGUAGUUGAGAAAAAGACGCGUCUUACUGAUCUUGUUAUGAAUUCCACCAAGGCUAUUACCAAUAUCUUGAAUGAAGAACAACGGCGUAAACAAGAUGAAUGGGAGGAAGCUAAUGAACAUGUUAUACAGGUUAUAGAACUGGAACAGCCAACCAAGUUGUCGGAUCCGAUGUAUCCGGAAACCUUUCCAUUGCCUUAUGAUGACGAUGAAAGUGAACUGCUUUUGAAACCACAGGAUUCAUCUCAUUUAGAAAGCAUUGAUUUGGCAACCGAGGACGCCUCAGCAGGGAAUUCUCUUGGUGGUAAAGGAGAUGAAAAGAAAGCGAAAGACAGCAAGAGUUCAACGCUUAACAAAAUCGGCAAUCUAUUGAGUGUAAGCACCAAGAAAAAGCGAUGGUUCAGCAGCUUCAGGUUUUGUCAUUUUCGAAUGCCACGUAGGAAUGUUAAGGGCUGCAUCAACCACGUCGAGGAGGCAAGCAAUACCGGCUGCAAUUAGUUGAUUAUAAACUUUAUACAAUUUUAUACACUGCUUUUGUAUAAAAUACACACUUUCGUCAUACUUCAA